UUUUGUUGUUCUAUUGCCCCAAAAAAUAUUUUUCGUUCUUCUAGUUCAGAAAUGAUUGUUAUACAUUCUGGAAAUGGACCUUCAUGUGAAGGAUUUUUGGCUUAUAUUUGGAGUGAUUUGGAUUGGGAAAAGGUAAAUAAGAUUUAAAAAAUAAAUCGGGUCCUCAGGUGUCUGUUCUCAAAUAUCGGUUCCGUGAGUGUUCGCAAAUGUCGAGUCCGUAAGUGUGUUCGCAAAUGUCGGGUUCGUAACUGUGUUCGCAUAUGUCGUUUAUAAGUGUGUUCGCAAAUGUCGGUUCCGUAAAUAUGUUCGCAAAUGUCGAAUACGUAACUGUGUUUGCAAAUGUCGGCGACAUCAAAGGAAGGAGAGUGAAUUCUGGGGAAACAACUCUCGAGCCAACAACUUUAAAAAUAAAUAAAGAAAAGGAAACUGCAACAGAAACAAUAGAACCAUUCGCUACAACAACUGGUACAACUGAAAAUUUCAUUGAAAAUACGACAGAAGGAAAAGAAAUUGUUUUAUCGUCUACAACAACACCAACAGAAUUAAAAACAACCCCAACAUUACAAAUAAAUAAUUGUUUAAAUUGCGACAAUUGGUCCCCUUGGGAAGAAUGUACACAAAUAUGUGGAGGGUGUGGAAAAAUUAAAAGAAAACGAAUUUGUAAUAAAACUACUAGUAUAAAUUGUCAAACUGAAGAGAAAAGAUUAUGUAAUCAAAAUGCUUGUCCGGUUGGAACGAAUUUUUUGUUUAGCAAUGGAGAAUUUCAGUUAAAUUUUUUACCUCUAAAAAUAAUUUCUAAAAAAAAUUUUUUUAGCCUUCUUUGGAAGGGUUGCUGUUUUGGCCUAUUUCCUAAUAAAAUUGACAGUACUUUAACAGAAUGCGGACCUCUAGAAAAUAAUGAAAAUAUUUUUAUGAAAAUAUUAUCUUCUUUGCUGGUUUCACAUGAUGGAAGGAAAAAUAACAGGAAUGAAAAAAUGAGAAAAGGAGAACAUUAAGAAGAAUUUUAAUUUUUAAAUAAUUUAUUUUUAAAUGUAUUUGCAAGAUAAAAAAAGUUUUAAGCUUGCUUGGAUAUGUUUCACCAUCGUAUCGAGUCAAUAUUUUUGG
Messenger RNA from Meloidogyne enterolobii, 1104 nucleotides. The record is from the annotation of a GenBank genome assembly. NCBI's taxonomy places the organism in Eukaryota, Metazoa, Nematoda, Chromadorea, Rhabditida, Meloidogynidae.